CUGGCAGCCUAGCAAAAACGUCAUACUGGUAAGUGAUUACGACCAUUGACGCAAGAAUGCAGGUGAAUAUCAUCGCUCAUGCCAGGUGGAGGCAACCUGACGACGCGUAAUGAUUGGUGGGCAUCGAUGACCGCACCUUCUUCACUCAUGGAUGUCGUUUGCUGCAAGGCAAGAAGAGUAAUGUCAUGUGCCUGUUGUUCCUGCCUCAGACCAGUUCCUCUUGCUAUAAGUACCCCUCUGUCCCAUCUUUCUCUCGUUCGAUCUUCCAUCCAAACACCUUGAUCUCGAAUCUCAACAAACCUCUAAAACAAUUUUCAAACCAAAACAAACCAGACCAGACCAAAUCAUCCACAAUGGCUGACUCUCUCAAGAACGCUGCCAACUACGUCGGUGACAAGUUCAACGAGGCCACCGCAGGGGCUAGCAAGGAGGCCAACAAGAACGUCGCAAAAGACUCCAACGCAUCUCUCGGUACGCGUGCUGAGGCCGCAAAGGAUGCCGCAAGUGACAAGAUCGACGAGUCCAAGAACUCCGCAUCUGCCGAGGGCAACAAGCAAGCCGCCACCCACUAAGCCUGUCUCUCACCCAUAGACACCCAUCGACACACACCGAGUAUGGAAUCCAUGGUUGUGAUGGAGGUUUCUCACAUUGGCUUCUAGCCCUGUAUUUCCUAUGACCAAUCAUGAGCACGAAUUGCAGCCUCUCUAGGUAGCUGAAAUCAAUAUUCAUUGAGAAC
Molecule: messenger RNA, 736 nt
Organism: Exophiala mesophila
Lineage: Eukaryota; Fungi; Ascomycota; Eurotiomycetes; Chaetothyriales; Herpotrichiellaceae
Exons: 3
Coding region: 186-572 (128 amino acids)
Source: RefSeq, a predicted model, not a curated record